UUUCCAAAAUUCUCUAAAGACAUUGUAUCAUAUUUCUUUGAUCUUUCUUCCUCGGAUCUGAUAAAAAGGUCAUACUGAAUUUUCUUUCCUAAUAUCAACACUUGGCUUAUCGAGUCUCUAUUGUGACUGGAGAUUUUGAUGCCCUCUUGGUACCCCUGUUACAGUCAGACUUCAAAAGUUCGACCGUCUACACAGUUCAAACAGUCUGCGGUGGAAAAUGGACCCCCAAACAGACAACUUACUUGAAGACAACGAAAUAAUAAGUAUAGUAAAAUCUUGCGCACUGGACAGAAAAUAUGAAUUGCUUUCAAUGUUUUUGGACUCUUUGGAUGAGAAGAGGAAAGAAAAUUUGAUGCGAUACGAUGAAUAUUGCCGAGCUCUGAUUGCCUUGAAUUUAGAGAAAAGGGAGUUCGAGACAGUUUACCGCAUUAUAGAAACGGGCCAUUUCGGUCAUACAGAAGACUUGAUAGAAGUUUGGGAUCAGGCCCAUUACAGAGAACGGGAGGCCAUCACCCACAGACCCCUGAACUCCUUGAUGAGGUUCAGGAUUCGCAAAAAAUUCCCACCACCAAGAAAUAUUUGUCCUUCUGGGGAGCGACUUCAACACAAACUGCCAGAGGGUGCAAAGGAGACCUUAAAAAACUGGUUUUCUCGCCAUGCAAACAACCCUUACCCCUCCAAGCUGCAGAGGGAAGAUUUGUGUAAGGCAACAGGUCUAACAGAUAAUCAGGUAAAGACUUGGUUUUCAAAUGCCAGACGUAAAGUGAAACAAGACUCUUUUGAAAAGGAAAAGGCACCGUCAAAGGACUCUACACGGGCUGUCCCGUCAGAAUCAGUAAAGCCUCAGUUUUAUCUGAGACCCAGCAAUGCAGCAACAUUUGAAAAUGAGAAGUGGUCCAGAGAUUGGAUUGAUACCAGUCCAUUGCAGAAUUUACAGGAAUGGCAAAAAAAAUCCCUGGGGAGUCCCAGCAUGUCCCUCCCAUUUCAAUAUCAGGAUGCCAGUCCAUCAUAUGAAAUGAGAUUUUGGCCCACUGAAGAUUAUCAAACUUAUAGCAUCAAGGAUUCGGUAUUUCCUGUGAAUUUUCCCCAGUAUGCAGCAGAGUCUUGUUACUAUGGUGAAUCCUUUAGUCAACCUUUGACCUACCAAACAUCAGUUCCAAGCCAGUGUUUAAGACCAUGUUGUCUAAGAGAUUCAUAUGAUGCCUCCAUUCGCUAUCAGUACAGUAACACAGAAGUACAGCCUGGUGAUACAGAGGCAGCUUUGAUGUUAUUGGAUUUACAGAGGCCUCUAGUCUCUGGAGGAAUGGCUCCACAAACCAGGAGCUGAGGCGUACACAUCAGAUCAAGUUUUCAUAUUUUAGGCCUUUUUUUUUCAUUCAAAGAAUUAAUUUAUUGUGUUAUGUUUUAUUUUAUUAAAUGUAUCAGGUAUCAAAUGCUGGAACUUUACUGUACACUAAAUACUAGAUGAAUGACUGUUAGAUACCUUACAUAUACCUUGUAUACUCUUGAUCAAAAGACUUUCUGCAAUCUAGCUACUGUUCAAAUGCAUGUGAUAGCCUGAUUAAUGGGAAUUGAGCAUCAAAUCACACUUCUAGCAUGCUUGAGUGUGUCACCGAAGGCUCAGAUUUUAAGUUUUCGCAUGUCCAAUGACAAAUCUUGGAACAUCUAAUACAUUUCUCAAGAAAUUUCAGUACAUAAUCAAAGAAUCUAAGCUUUGUUAUAAUUUUUCUCCAAAAUCCUACUUAAUGGUGAUGGCCAACUGUUAAUCAUACUGUAAAAAAUGUAUUGUUACUUUUUGAGGCAAUUUCAAGAUGAUUAUCACAAUGUUUGAUUGCAUGGCUAAGCAUUUUGGAUUUCUUAUUCACUCAUUAUAAACACAUCACCUUGCAGAUGCAUGUAUCAAUAAACUGAAGAGUUGGAGUUGUCUCUUCUUUCUAUAUUUAUAGUAUAGAUGUUGUCUCUGCUCUCUAUAUUUAUAGUAUAGAUGUUGUCUCUGCUCUCUAUAUUUGUAGUAUAGAUGUUGUCUCUGCUCUCUAUAUUUAUAGUAUAGAUGUUGUCUCUGCUCUCUAUAUUUAUAGUAUAGAUGUUGUCUCUGCUCUCUAUAUUUGUAGUAUAGAUGUUGUCUCUGCUCUCUAUAUUUGUAGUAUAGAUGUUGUCUCUGCUCUCUAUAUUUGUAGUAUAGAUGUUGUCUCUGCUCUCUAUAUUUGUAGUAUAGAUGUUGUCUCUGCUCUCUAUAUUUGUAGUAUAGAUGUUGUCUCUGCUCUCUAUAUUUAUAGUAUAGAUGUUGUCUCUGCUCUCUAUAUUUAUUGUAUAGAUGUUGUCUCUGCUCUCUAUAUUUAUAGUAUAGAUGUUGUCUCUGCUCUCUAUAUUUAUUGUAUUAAAGAUGUUGUCUCUGCUCUCUAUAGUAUAGAUGUAUGUUGUUUAUAUACCUCGUUCACACGAAGAAUUUAAUUCACAUUAAACGUAAGUUAAUGCGAAUUAAAUCUGAACCGCGUUCACACAGAGAUUUUAAUGCGCAUUAGUUUACUUCAGAUUAAAAUUGACGUCGCGAUUUAUUGUGUAUUAAAUUUACUUCGCAUUAGCUCCGUGUGAACGCUAAGUGAAGCUAAUUCGCAUUAAAUGUACACGCAUGCGUAAUGGCAAAUUUGGGUCACAUGCAUCAUACCCGUGGUCAGCUAUAUAUAUCAAUGUUAGUUUUGUGCGAAAAACUAAUCAAAAUGAUAGUAAUCACUAAAAUACCUGUACAAACAGCAUGUCAUUAGAUAAUGUCAGACGUAGAACAGGUAUUCUAUAAAUACGGUAACCAAUCAGAUUGGCAGUCUACAUAACAAACACCAGAUAAACACGUGUUCGAUAGAUACACGUGUUAUGAUAACUUCAAUAAAUACAUUUUUACAUUUAAACAAAUAUGCCGCUUGAUCAUUGUUGAAUUUCUUUAAACCAUAUGACGUCAUAUUUAUUUAUUGUGCGCACUCUUUAAUAGAGAUGCAAUCGAAUUUAAUGCACAUUAGUUUACUUCACAUCAAAUAUUAUCGCUGUGUGAACGCUAUUUAAUUCGAAUUAAUUUAAUGCGCAUUAUUUUACUUCGCAUCAAAAAUUUAAUGCGCAUCCGUGUGAACGAGGCAAUAGUGUAGAUGUUGUUAGGUUUUGCUAUGUGAUUGUUAAUCAGUUGUGUUACUCAGGUUAGUAUGGAAGCAGGUAAAUGCCAGGGUAGUAUCAAUCUAACUGGUGGCCACCAUUUAAUUUCACUGAUACGGUCGCCACUUAUUUAACUUGCAGCUGCCACUUAUUGCAACUGAUAGCUUCUACUUUAUUUGUAUGGCUGCCAUUUUUAUCUGGCAUUACCUGACUUAACAACACUUUCUAUCUUUGAGAUAGCACAAUUUAAUUUCUUAAGAUAGCCUAAAAGUCCUUGAACUUUUGCGCUGUAAUUGAACAGGACUCCCUGUGACCCCGUUAGACUUUGAUGUCAAGGUCACACAUUCAUGUUCUCCAGAUGCUUUAAUUUUCUUUAAGCUUUUGAAUUGCAACUUUAUAUGAUGUCUUUCUAUCUACCCGAUUUUUAGACCAGAUGGUCAAAGUCACAAAUUCUAUUUGUAAGUUAAAUUAUAAUGAUUUCUGGAUGAUAGCUUUAGUAUUCUUUGAGAUUAUGCAAUGAAUUCAUAGUGGCUCCCAUUUAAUUUGCAGUCACCAAAUCAGUUAAAUGGAGUGGCGGCCAACAGUUGAAUUAAUAUUAAUUUUCUACCCUGCCACCUUCUGGCUUCCGUAGGUUAGUAUUUGCCCAUAGGCUUCUUCAAUUUGUUAUUUUGUAUUUAAACAUAAGCUUAUUUUAUACAGUGUAUGACAACACACUUUGUUCAUAAUGAAUUUAUAAGUUCUUGUAUAUAUCCAUGUGAUCAUUAUUGAGUGUUUUAGCUUUAAGAUUGCUAUUUAUUUAAAUUAAUUAUUAUAAUAUUUAUUGCUCUUGAAAGAAAUAAAGAUUAUUUCAAAGC
Ostrea edulis (European flat oyster) is the source of this 3992-nucleotide messenger RNA. RefSeq names its product protein sine oculis-like. Gene Ontology annotation, cellular component: transcription regulator complex; nucleus. The transcript is spliced from 8 exons. The record is from RefSeq and is a predicted model, not a curated record. NCBI's taxonomy places the organism in Eukaryota, Metazoa, Mollusca, Bivalvia, Ostreida, Ostreidae. Gene Ontology annotation, biological process: regulation of transcription by RNA polymerase II. Gene Ontology annotation, molecular function: RNA polymerase II cis-regulatory region sequence-specific DNA binding; DNA-binding transcription factor activity, RNA polymerase II-specific. The coding region runs from base 218 to 1327 and encodes 369 amino acids.